GACAUGAUGGUUUAUUUUAACGGUCGCGCCCUGGUCACACUUAUUACACAAACAAAAACGGCGACUAUUUCUGCGCUUAAAUUAACUCGCUUCGCGUCAAUCCGCGUCGCCAUGCACAGCCGCAGCCUGCUGCCUGAUCCGGCUGUCUACCAGCCGGACACGCUGGACCUGAACACGGACACUCAAGCGGCGGACUACUGGUUCAACUGCUUUCGUGACAUGGUGGAGAAGUUUGCCAAGGUGGCGGCCAAGUCGCAGCCCGAGGAUCACACGGCCCUGCAGCGGGCAGAACAGUUCCAGGCAGCCUACCUCCAACAAGUGGAGGAGCACAGGCGCAACGUACCUGUCAACUGUGGCAAGACGGUCCUGGGCACCAGCGAGCUGCUCCAACUCAAUGAGACUAUGCUGCGACGGUUCGGAUUUCCGGAUCCCUGGCUCAGCCAAAAGAAACUGGAGAACGCCUCGGCUGUGGCUCGGCUCAAGCAGCGAUUGCAGGAGCUGGACGCUCUUGAAGAUGAGGACGCCAUGUGGACGGAGCUGGUGCGGGGGGUGCUGGCCGGCAACAUGUUCGACUGGGGCGCCCAGGCCAUAUCAAAUAUCCUCGAGCAGGACAGCAAUUUCGGCCUGCAUUCGGCGUUGGAUCGCAUCGAGAAGCGUCCCUGGCUGCUGGACAACCUGGACAAUUGGCUGAAGCGCCUUAAGGGCCAGCCGCACAAGUGCGCCGUCGUGUUUGUGGACAACAGUGGAGUGGAUGUGGUUUUGGGCAUACUGCCCUUCGUCAGAGGACUUCUUAAGAGAGGUACUAAGGUGCUGCUCUGCGCCAACAGUGAGCCCGCGCUGAACGAUGUCACCAGCCGGGAGUUAAGAUCGCUGCUGGACGAAUGCUCGCGGGAGUGCGAGAUCUUGGCCGAGGCCUGGUCGAAAGGACAACUCCUGGUCUACGCUAAUGGGCAGACGGGACCCUGCCUGGACAUGCGCACGCUGCCGCAGGAGCUGUGCGAGGCCAUCGCAGCCAAUGAGACUGAUCUGCUCGUAAUCGAGGGCAUGGGCCGGGCUGUGCACACGAACCUGAAUGCCCGCUUCGGAUGCGAGACCCUCAAGCUGGCCGUGAUCAAGAACAGGUGGCUGGCAAAGUACCUGGGCGGUGAGGCCAUGUUUGCUGUCAUCUGCAAGUUCGAACCGGCUGCGCCCAGCUAGUCCAGGUCCCACCUGCUGCUGCCCACCCAUUGUUAUCCCAAAAUAUCCCUUGUUGACAAGAACCCCCAGGAAGAUGAUUGCAAGCGAGGACUGUUGUUUAUUUCGAAAUUAUUGUUAUAAUCCCAAACCCAUACCCAAAAUCCAUAUAUAUCCCGAUCCCCUAGAUCUACCGAUGAGAUUUAUAAGCUUUGUGCGUGUGUACUGUGUAUAAAUCAUAUAUUGCAAGUGCUUUCGUGGUCACCUCACCCAUAUAACUGCUAUACUUUUAUUAAUUAGAAAAACAGAAAUAUAUAAUAACAAAGCCUUUUGUUUAU
Molecule: messenger RNA, 1511 nt
Organism: Drosophila kikkawai
Lineage: Eukaryota; Metazoa; Arthropoda; Insecta; Diptera; Drosophilidae
Product: 4'-phosphopantetheine phosphatase
Biological process (GO): coenzyme A biosynthetic process
Cellular component (GO): nucleus; cytosol
Molecular function (GO): ATP binding; pantothenate kinase activity
Source: RefSeq, a predicted model, not a curated record